Aspergillus ibericus CBS 121593 is the source of this 1449-nucleotide messenger RNA. Its product is annotated as Zn(II)2Cys6 transcription factor. Gene Ontology annotation, molecular function: zinc ion binding; RNA polymerase II cis-regulatory region sequence-specific DNA binding; DNA-binding transcription factor activity, RNA polymerase II-specific. The transcript is spliced from 3 exons. The record is from RefSeq and is a predicted model, not a curated record. Gene Ontology annotation, biological process: DNA-templated transcription; positive regulation of transcription from RNA polymerase II promoter by galactose. Gene Ontology annotation, cellular component: nucleus. Bases 1 to 1449 code for a protein of 482 amino acids. NCBI's taxonomy places the organism in Eukaryota, Fungi, Ascomycota, Eurotiomycetes, Eurotiales, Aspergillaceae.
AUGAAAGUUGCAAUAUCUCACAGAGCUCCACAGGUCUGCUCUCCCUGUAAGCUCCGAAAGAAGCGCUGCGACAAGACCGUACCAAAGUGUGGGUACUGCACCAAAAGAAACCUGCGAUGUCGUUACGGAGAAUUCUCGCAGGCCAAGGACGAGCUGGAGAGAGCUGCUGCCACUGAGAUAAGUGUAAAUGCGGUACUCAUGCAGAUGACCUCACUCUUCGGACCGUCGCAGGACCUGUCAGCAGUACCAGAAAGGAUUUGGUACCAAGUUCACGGCAUAAUAAAGUUCGCAGACCUAUCAUUGCAGGAGAUCGGCCGUCGGUAUUUCAGUAACUUUCACAAAUGGCUUCCCAUAAUGCUACCCCAGCUAUAUUGCCAAGAAACUGCUGGGUAUCUCGGGAUGCCUGGCUCCCCGGCGACGGAUUUCUCCAUUCUUAUGCUAGCUAUGUGCCUUGUAACGCUGCAACCGUCGAACUCUCAAACGAAGAUAACGCCACAGGGCCUAUACGGAACCGUGAAAAUGCUUUUUGCAGAGACACAAGCCAUAAUGUGUGCAUCUGACCGUCUCCUUCAGGCCGGCUUGUUGAUCGCGGCCUAUGAAUAUGCCAACGGCCGACCAGCGGCAGCGCAUAUAACCAUGGGUGCUCUAACAAGGAUCGCGUUUGCGCUUGGACUACAUAAUGUCGACUUAAAAGUGGCAGGCCCAAAGGUCAAUCAGUUUGGAACAGAUAAGCUUGGGCGAUGUAAUCUGUGGUGGGGUGUGGUCAUCCUAGAGAGGCUCAUUAUUUGCGAAAUCAAGGAUAAAGCCCAAAGACCUUGGACCGAGUACCCACCUUCCGGAUUCCCCCUACCAAGCGAUCUUGAUCCGGACGAGAAUAGCCCCGCUCCAUUGGACAGUGUCCGUACAGUCCGGAUUACACGAAUGAGCAACUUUGGGCGCCAGGCACAGGCCGUCUUCCUGCUUGACAAGGUACUGAGUGUGAGACGUCUCCCAUGGAGCGAUGGAUUCAAAGUGGUGGAAUUACGACGACUGGAUGAGAACCUCCAGGGCUUUUUGUCAAUGCUGAUGAGCACCGACAAAGUCAGAAUAGGCCAUGAUUGCAGUCCUAUUGCUUCUGCUGUGAGGGCACUUUCCCUUAUUCACGAAGAAAUUCUAGACCACCCCCCAGACACGGUCGACAUACAGUGGUUGCACUACUCACAAUCGGCGCUGGGUAUGGUGACCAAUGUAGUGGUGGAUGUUGCCCGCCACCACAAGGAACAGAUUGCUUGCCAAAACGCUCAUGUUGAUUUACUUCCCCUAAGCUGCUCAUAUACGCUGCACUUAGCAAUGAAACAUAUCCGGAAUUGCGUGCAAUUAUCCUGCCCGCACAGACGCUCGAGCGACCUGGAUUCCCUCGCCCAGCUGGACCAAAUAUUUUCUGAUCGAUGGAAGCCAAAGGAGUGCUGA